Messenger RNA from Helicoverpa armigera (cotton bollworm), 799 nucleotides. RefSeq lists its product as uncharacterized. The transcript has 4 exons. Bases 418 to 735 code for a protein of 105 amino acids. NCBI's taxonomy places the organism in Eukaryota, Metazoa, Arthropoda, Insecta, Lepidoptera, Noctuidae. The record is from RefSeq and is a predicted model, not a curated record.
AACCGAUCCAAUACAGACUGUACAAACACCCGCUGUGCCACUUUCACGGCAUAUUUGCAAUUGUCGGCUUUAUUGAACGUUGAACGUGUUAUGUGUUAAGAUUUUUGUGUUGGUCUCUUUUUUUGUCUUGAAGUGUAUUGGUGUUCGUUUGUUUUUGUAUGUGAUUUUUGGAGUGAAGUUAGUAAUCUAUGUUUGUUUUAACGUGCAAAUCUGUACCAAUGGUACUAAUAUAAUAAAGAGAACAUUUUUUUUGUUUGUAAAGGCUACUUACUACGCAAAAACUAUAGAACCGAUUUGAAAAAUCCUUCACACUUCACGGACGCGAGUGAAACUGGAGAAAAACGGCUAAUAUAGAUAGCCUGUAUCCUAGAUGUGGUGACGAAUGAAACGUGCACGCAAUGUCCUGCGAGCUGCGCAAUGAUAGUUUCAUACGUGGAGUGCGCCAAACAGCUGCUCAUUACAUUGUUUCAGAUGGCUAACCUUUUGUUACUGCUUGCUUCUAUUGUUGAAAGUGCAGUCCUAGUACAGCUCUACGUGUGGUACACCCUGGCGUUCGUGAUCAUGGGUCUGGUGGUGAACGUCGUGGACUUUCUGCUGAAGUACAAGACGCAAGGCAACUCCUGCAUCGUCGGGUUCGUCACUGAAGUCUGCUUCUUAUUUGUAAUAUUUCGUUGCUUACCUCUCGUGGAUACUUACAGAAAGCACAUCGGCGGUGAAUCUUCCAUAACAUCAUAGCGUGUAAAUAACACUAAUUUAUACUACUUUGAUAGAUAAGGUAAAAAAUUUAAUAAAAAAUCAC